Molecule: messenger RNA, 2244 nt
Organism: Naegleria fowleri
Lineage: Eukaryota; Heterolobosea; Eutetramitea; Acrasida; Naegleriidae
Exons: 3
Coding region: 1-2244 (747 amino acids)
Source: RefSeq, a predicted model, not a curated record
AUGGACCAAGAGUUGAAACCUGGACGCCUUUUUGUGUGGGGAAAAACCACUCGCAAUGAAACCGAAGGCACUCUCAAAGAACCCACCGCUGUUCCAUACUUUUUUGAUGCACCUGUGUUGAUGACUGCUUGUGGUUUGGGUUUUACUGCCAUAUUGACAGAAAAGAGAGAAGUCUACACACUUGGCUCUCGCAGUUGGUACAUGACCGAUUACGAACAUGAAGAUGUCGAUGACACUAAACAUUCACUCGUUCAUUGGCGAGAACUUUCCAACAAGGAUGUCAUUCAAAUCGUUUGUGGAUUGAAUUUUUGUGCUUGUUUGACAAGAUCUGGUGAUAUUUAUACAUGGGGAAGUGGAAUGUAUGGACAAUUGGGACAUCGAGAAGAAAUUGUGAAUGCUUUUGAGGAAUUUAAAGUUCCAAAACCCACACGAAUUGAUCACUUUUCAAAUUGUAUUUUUAUUGCAGCUGGUGAAGAAUGUAUGGCUUGCAUCACACGUGAUAAACACUUGUACACAUGGGGUAAGAAUUUCUGUGGAAUGUUAGGUCACGGAGAUGAGAAGGACCUUUUCGAACCCAAACGUGUCGUUGGAGUUUCGACGACAGGAAUUUCUAAAAAAUUCAAUGAUUCGGAUGAUGUGGAGAAUGAUGCAAUCGGUGGUGACGACCUGGAAGAUGACAAUGAUUAUGAAUCUCUUGAAAAGGAAGAAAUAAUUUAUGUUGCUUGUGGACAAUCUCACAUGGCUUGCAUUACUGCCAAAAACGAAAUUUUCACAUGGGGUAAUAACUUUUUAGGUCCAUUAGGUAGAAUUCUCGAUGCAAAACAAGAAUCUGAUCCAAAUCCUCGUCUUGUUGAUUUGGUUCAAGUUGGAGAUUUAGUCACUGAGGAAAAUCUUAAACAAAGUGAUGAAGUUGAUUUUGUGGCAGUCGAAUGUCUCAAAUACAAUACUUUGGCAUUGACUUCAGAUGGACGUUUGUUUAGUUGUGGUAAAGGUGGAUGUGACGGUGGAGGACAUGGUGAAGCUCCAAGAACUCUUUUAACCAUCAUUCAAAAUACAUUAGAAGGAAAACGUGUGAAAUCCAUUGCCAAGAGUUCCUUUGCCACUCACACAGGUUGCAUUGUGUUGAAUACCGAUGAUGAUUCUAUUAAGGGUGGACGUGAUGAAUUAUAUAUUUGGGGAAAUAAUGAAGAUUACAAAUUAGGAAUUGCAGAGCUAAACGAUGAAAAUUUGAGCAUUGAUGAAGCUUCUCUCUUGUAUCCUAAAAAGUUUCCCUUCCCAACCACCACUCGUGAAUGUUUUUAUAUUUCCUGUGGAGAGACACAUACGGCAGCUAUUUUGAAACCACAUCCAACCGAUAAGAAUCCAAAUCCAGAACUCACUUUGGAGAAAUUUGAAAAGGGAGAAAUCACACCUGUGGUUGGAACCACUAGCACCACCACCAACAGCACCACCAACAGCACUACGAAUCCUACUUCCAAAUCGAAUUCGACUUUUAAAAAGGGGACUUCGAAAAUCGUUGAAGAAGAGUAUGACUCGGAAUCGGAUGAAGACGACGAUGAUGAUGAGGACGAAGACAACGACGAGAAUGAUGAAGGAAAGGAUUCCCAUGACGAGCAAGAGUUCAAAACAACAUCAUCAAUGAAGGAUGACAAGAAACAACCUUCUUCAACAACGACUACAUAUGCUGCCCAACACACAACGACAGAGAAUUUGACUGCUGCCAAAUCAUCUCCUAACAACAACAACAACAGUGAGGACGAUGAAGAGGACGAUGAAGAUGAUAAUGACAACAAUGUAAAGAAACCUUCUCAAGGCACCACUGCCACCACCACCUUGUCGACAAGUACAUCGAAAUCUCAAACGACGACAACGACUUCUAGUUCAACAUCUUCCUCCAAGUCAGCAGCAGCAAGUAGUGGUACCACACAAAAAUCGAAAUCUUCAAAUCCAGUCAAAGAACUUCAUGGAUAUUUGCAAAAGAAGGGUGAAAAAGGUUUUGUCAAGUUAUGGCGAAAACGUUGGUUUAAUUUAGAAGGAAAUUAUUUGUGUUAUUAUGAAAAAGAAGGCGGUAAAUCAAAGGGAUCUAUUGGAGUGGAUGACAUUUUGGACGUCCUUCCAGGAGCCACUCAAUACGGAUUCAACAUUUCAACCACGACUGGACGAGUGUAUGAAUUGCAAUGCACCAGCGAUCAAGAAUUGAAAUAUUGGACCACAGGUCUGCAAUCUCUUAUCAAAAAGAAGUAA